AUGUCGCUUGCCGCGCUGUCGCACUUGCAGCUGGCGCUCGGAAGCCUCAAACAGGCGGUCGAGGCCGGUGGCGCUCUGGGCGAGGAGGAUCGAAGUGCGGUGCAGCAGAUAGCACACGAGCUGCUGGACUUGUCAAAGCCCUCCCUGGGCGACUUGCCGCUGCCGCACCGGCCCUCUGAGUCCCAGAUCGAGGGCGGAAGCCAGGUGCAGGCGAUUGAAGCCACGGAGGCGACGGAGGAGGAGGAGCCACAAGGCUUCGUGAUCCCUCAGGGCCUGGGGCCCCUUCCGCACCACGCCUCCGAGCGCAGCGUGGCCUCGCAGGCGAAGCUGGCCCGGCGGCACUCGAAUCUCAGUGAGGCCUCAGAGGCUGACUCAGAUGCCUCGGACUCUGAGGCGGCCUCCUCGGGGGGCUUCAGCUCCGUCUUCUCCGAGCGCUCGGGGUGCGAGACGGAGGCAGCCCCCAGGCGGAGCACCUCAGAGGACGGCGUGCGGAGAGCUUUGCGUGUCCAACGUGAAGUCCUACUGAGCCUAUUUCACCAGAUGGACGUGCAUAACCAGGGCGUGCUGGAGGCGAAUGACCUGGAGCGGGCCUUGCGGUCUGUGGGCCAGCACCCGGCGCGUGCCCAGAAGCUGAUCGCUGCCGCGGACGAGAACUGCAACGGCAAGGUGGAAAUCGCCGAGUGGACCCACGUGGUGGACCGCUUAGUCGCGGGCAAGGGCAGCGAGGCGAUGCAGCACUUCACCACGGCCCUGGUGAACCAAAACCAGCACUUGCCGAAGGCGGGCUCCUCCUACGACGAGAGGUCACAGCAGCGGAGAGUGUGUAUCUCCUGUCAGAACCCAUUUCGUAUGGCCUGGGACUUACUGCUGCUCACCUUGCUGGUCUACAUCGCCGUGGUUCUUCCGUACAUCCUGGCAUACCUCAACGAAACCAGCUUCCACCGCUUCGUAAGCGAUUUCAUCGACGUGUGCUUUUGCAUCGAUAUCGUGCUGAACUUUUGCACAUCUUACCUCGAUGAGGGCGGGGACGAGAUCGACUCCCCGAAACGGGUGGCCAUCACCUACCUGAAAAGUUGGUUCGCCUUGGACCUCAUCACAGCAGUGCCCCUGCAGCAUUUGGCCAGCAGCAUCCCUGAGUCCAUGGAUAGCAUCAAACUGCUGAGGGGCAGCAAGGUCUUCAAGAUCCUGAAAGUGGUGCGCGCGGUGAAGCUGCUGAAGGUCAUGCGCGCGUCCAACCUGGGCACGCGCAUCGAGGACUACAUGAUGCAUUCCUCGAGCGGGCGCCGCUUCUUCGAGCUCCUCCGGAUCUUGGUGAGCUGCUGCCUGCUGUGCCACUUGCUGGCGUGUUUUAUGCAGAUCUCGGGGACUGGCUUCCUGGACACCUACGAGUGGGACAACGAGACCAGCACCUCCAAGUACAUCAGCUCCCUCUACUGGGCCAUGACCACGGUGACCACCGUUGGAUACGGGGACAUUGUGCCUCGCUCCGACGAUGAGAGGGUCUUCACCAUGCUGGCCAUGAUCCUCGGGGGGGCUUUCUAUGGCUAUGUGGUUGGCAACAUCUCGGUGAUUCUGGCCAGCAACGACGUGAACUGGCGCGCCAAGAAGGAGCGGCUUGAGGUCAUCGACGCAUGGCUCACGCACCACCGCUUCCCCCUGCGCUUGCGACGACGGAUCUGGGGCUACUACAAGGUCACGGUGAGCAGCCAGGUGAUUUGGGAUGACUCCGUGGUCUUCUCGGAGCUCUCCGAGGAACUCCGGGAGGAAGUGGCGCGGGGCCCCGGGGAGACGGCCUUCGCUUGCGGUCCACUCGCCUUCGAAUAUGUCGUGCUCGCCCUCACCGCUGUCACCGAGCUCUGUGCCUGGGGCAUCGGGCAGAAGGUGGCGGGUUGCUUCGGGCUUCAGGACUUCUAUGGGAGCCCGUCCGUGCGCAGCUCCAAGGGGCCCAUCUCUAAGCUGCAGGAGUUCGUGCAGAGCAGCAAGACCCAUCCUCUGCCGAGUAGCUGCGCGGUGCUGCAGUGGAGCCACGAGAACCGGAUGUCCGGGUCCAGCCUCCAGUUCCGCGCCACCACUAGCUUCCUCUUGGACGGCGUGCCGCACCAUGUCCUGGGUGGCUGGUGGCCCUCCAAGAAGCACUCCCAGCGCGACGCCGCGGAGCGCGCCUUAACCUUCUUCACCGCCAUCUACGGCCACGAGCUGGGCCGCGAGAGCACGCCCAGUGCUCGGACGCCUUGCGAGGGAUCGAGGAGUGACCCGGUGAAGGAUUUGGAGCAGUUGGUGGGGGAAGCGAUCUGGAGCAUCCAGGCGGAGAAUGGGCUGAGCACUGCCACCGUGGAGUUCGCCUACUUCAACGUGCCCCACGCCUUCACGGGCAAACCCUGCGCCGUCGAGGCCGCGAAGGCCGACACGGCCAAGCGGGUGCUGUGGUACCUCCGAUGCCCGGGGUACCAGAACACUUACGAGAUGGAGCCGGAGCAGGUGAAGACCUUAGCCUUCAACAUCCCCGAGGUGCGCGUGCCGCCGGCAGCUGGCCCGGAGCCCUCCGAGGACUCCGAGUGCUGCAGCCCCACGUCUCCGAGCGAGCUUUUGGAGCGGAAGACCACGGUCAUGCGCCUGCAGAAUCGCUUGCAGAAGAUCUUCGCCAAGCAGCUCACUUCGGGCAAAAGCGUUUGGUGUUGGCGCUACGAGAAGAAUGAGGAGGACAGCUUCCAGGCCUCCGUGCACAUCGCGCUGCUGGACCGUACCUUUACUGGGACCUGGGAGUCCACCCACCAGGCCGCGCAAAUGGAGGCAUGCAACCAAUUGACGGCAUAUCUGGACAAGGUCGGCAAGAAAGGAGUGGUUGAUCACCGCUUCCUAUCCUUCAUUUGUUCCUAUCGGGAGGCGAGCUUCCUGAUCCACCCGGAGCUGGGGAGGAACAUGGUCUUCCGCGGGGUGCCGGCUCGGAUCCUCAUACGCCUGGUCAGCAUCCUGCAACAGCUCCGCGUGAAGCGCAACGAGCGGGUGGUGCCGAAUCCCAAGUUGGCCUACGGCAUGUUCAUCAUCCUUGACGGCUCUGCGGUGCUUCAGCAGAUCAGCCCCUUGCCCAGCCAGCGCCUGACCUCGCCCAAGGACAAGCUGACGGAGGUGCUGCGAAGGAGCGACAGCUUCGGGGAGGAGGUGCUGCUGGGCCUCAAAGCCGAGUACGAAUACACCGUCCAGGCUACGCGGCGCCUGGUGCUGCUCUUGUUGCCCAGGGACAGCUUCAUGGAGCGCCUGUCCCCCAUGCCGGAGAUGUUCACGCUGAUGCGCGCCAAUUUCACCGCCUGA
Messenger RNA from Effrenium voratum, 3309 nucleotides. The record is from the annotation of a GenBank genome assembly. NCBI's taxonomy places the organism in Eukaryota, Dinophyceae, Suessiales, Symbiodiniaceae.